Hypanus sabinus (Atlantic stingray) is the source of this 5191-nucleotide messenger RNA. RefSeq names its product interleukin-18 receptor 1-like. The record is from RefSeq and is a predicted model, not a curated record. Gene Ontology annotation, biological process: signal transduction. NCBI's taxonomy places the organism in Eukaryota, Metazoa, Chordata, Chondrichthyes, Myliobatiformes, Dasyatidae. The transcript has 10 exons. The coding region runs from base 2425 to 4092 and encodes 555 amino acids. Gene Ontology annotation, molecular function: interleukin-1 receptor activity.
AAUACUAGUCAGGGAAAUUGACACAGCAGUGCUCUGUCAGGACAAGCCGGAGAGCUUGUCUACUGAGGCUAUAUGAGUGGAACUGAGAAAUAAGAAAGGGAUGACUACCUUAAUGGUAUUAUAUCAUAGACCAUCCAUAGUCAGCAGGUUUUAGAGGAUCAGAUUUGUAGAGAGAUCGUAGACUGUUGCAAGAAACAUAAGGUUGUGAUAGUAGGUGAAUUUAACUUUCCACAUAUUGACAGGGGCUCCCAUUCUGUGAAAGGGCUGGAUGGCAUAGAGUUUGCCAAAUGUGUUAUGGAAAGUUUUCUUAAUCAAUACCUAGAGAUCCCACCUAAGAGUGUGAUACUAGAUCUCUUAUUAAGCAAUAAGACAUGGCCAGUGACUGAAGUUUGCACCAAGUGAUCUUAAUGUCAUUAUUUACGAGAUAAUCAGGGAGAAGCAUAGGUCUGGUCUUUGGGUUGAGAUUCCAAAUUAGAGAAAGGCCAAUUUUAAUAGUACCUGAGAGAAUUUGGCACCUGUGUAUUUGCACAGAGGUUUCUGGCAAAGGUGUGUUUGGCAAGCGGGAGGGCUUUGAAAGGGAAAUUUGUGAGUACAGAGUUUGUAUGCUCCUGUCAGAAAGAAAAGCAACAGUACAAUGAUUAGGGAACCUUGUUUUUUGAGAGAUAUUGAGGCCCAGGCUAUAUAGGCAGGAAGGAACAAAAGAGGUACUUGAUAAGUAUAAAAAUUCCAAAAGUACACUUAAGAAAGAAAUCAGGAGAGCUAAAAGGAGGCAUGAGGUUGCCCUAGCAGCAAGGUGAAGGAGAACCCCAGGGGCUUCUACAGAUUUAUUAAGAGCAAAGGGAUAGAAAGGGAUAAAAUUGGUCCUCUUGAAUAUCAGAGUGGUCAUCUAUGCAUGGAGCAAAAACAGAUGGGGGAGAUCCAUCUUGACUGGGACAGAAAAUGGAUUUUUUUGCAUCUGUAUCUACUUGGGAGGUGGACACAGAGUCUAUGUAAGUGAGCUUAUAGUCCAUAAACAUAUUAUGGAGGAGGAGCUGUUUUUCACUUUGAGGCAAAUUAGGGUUGAUAAAUCCCCAGGGCCUGGCAAGUGUUCCCUUGGACCUGUGAGAGGCUGGUGCAGAAAUCCCAUGGGCCCCAGCAGAGAUAUUUGAAACAUCCUUAGCAAUGGGUGAAGUGCCGGAGGAUUGGAGGGUAGCUAAUGUCGUAUUGUUGUUUAAGAAAGGCUCUCAGAAUAAGUCAGGAAAUUAUAGAUCAUUGAGCCUAACAUUAGUAGUGGAUACAUUAUUGGAUGGUAUUCUAGGGGACCUGAUGUGUGAGUAUUUGGAUAGAGAUGGUCUGAUUAGGGAUAGUCAUCUUGGCUUUGUGCAUGGUAAGUGAUCUUAUCUUAUAGAGUUUUUUUUUUGAGAAAGUUACCAGGAAAACUGUUAAAAACAAGCAGUGGAUGCUCUCUGCAUAGACCCUAGCAAGGCCUUCAACAAGUUCUAAUGGGAGGUUUGUCAAGAAGGUUUGGUCAACUGGCAUUCAGGAUGAGGUAGAAAAUUGGAUUAGACAUUGGCUUUACAGGAAAAGCCAGAAGUGGUAGUGGGCGGCUGUGUUUCUGUCUGUGACAACUGGUGAGCCACAGGGAUCAUUGCUGGAUCCAUUGUUGUUUAUCAUCUAUAUCGGUAAUCUGGAAAAUAAUGUAGUAAACUGCGUUAACAAAUUUUUAGAUGGUGCCAAGACUGGGGGUGUAGUGGACAGUGAGGAAGGCUAUCAAAGCUGGCAGUGGGAUCUGGACUAGCAGGAAAAACAUGCUGGAAGAUGGACAAUGGAACUUAAUGCAGACAUGUGUGAGGAGUUGCGCUUCAGGAGGAUAAACCAGAGUAGGACUUAUAUGGUGAGCAGUUAUUCAGAGGGAUUCUGGAAAUACAGAUGUAUAAUUCCUUGAAGGUGGUGUCAAAGUUAGAUAGGGUCAUAAAGAGAGUUUUUGGCACAUUGGCCUUUAUAAAUCAAAAUAUUGAGAAGAGGGAUUGUGGAGUGAUGUUGAAGACCUAAUUUAGAAUAUUAUGUGCAAUUUUGGUCACCUACCUACAGGAAAGAUAUCAAUAAGAUAGAUAGAGUGCAGAGAAAAUUUUCAAGGGUAUGCCAGGAAUUGAGGACCCAAGUUACAGGCACUUUAUUCCCUACAGCAUAGGAGAAUGAAAGGAGAUUUGAUAGAGAUAUGCAAAAUUAAUAGGGGCUUAGAUAGGGUAAAUACAAACAGACUCUUUCCACUGAGGUUGGGUGAGACUAGAGCUAGAGGUCACGGGUUAAGGGUAGAAAUUGAACUGUUUAAAGGCAACAUGAGUGGGAACUUCUUCACUCAGAGGGUAGUGAGAGAGUGGAGUGAGUUGCCAGCAAAAGUAAUAAUGCGGGUUCUAUUUCAAUUUUUAAGAGAUAAGUACGUGGAUGGGAAGGGUAUGGAAGGCACAGUCCGAGUCCAGGAUGCGGCAGGUUCAUGUUUUGGCCUAUAGACUAGAUGGGCUAGAUGGAUAUGAAAUUAAUAUCUGUCCGCCAUUUCCAUCUACAACUGUACAUGCUAAUGUUGGAGAACAUGCCCGUUUAAGAUGUCGGCUGUGCAAUGGAUCCAGUCCAAUUAACCUGAGUGAUCUUCAAACACAUGGAUUUACAAUUUCUUGGUUUAAAAGCAAUUUCAAAAGUGGAUUAAUGGAACUUUUAGACAAUGGGAACAGAAUUGCUGCUCAAUGGCCCUUCUUAGGAUUUUGGCCUGCAUUUGUCAAUGACACUGGAAGAUAUUUUUGUUCUCUCUUCAAUGGAACUCACAACAUUUCAGGUCCAAAUGUAAGUUUGGAAGUUAUACCAAUCAGUGAAGGAUGUUACAGUGAAGAAUUAGAAUAUACCCGGAAUGGAUACAUUGGAUUAUCAGUUCGAUUUGAUUGUCCAGACGUGGAAGAGUACAAGCAUAACACAAAGAAUCUGAAGUGGUAUAAGAAUUGUCAAGAGGAAGUUGCUACAGGAUCACCACUGGACUUUCAUUCUCUUGGAGAGGAAAAUGCUGGACAUUACACUUGUGUACUUUCCAUUGAACAUUAUGGAAGACAAUACAAUGUUACAAGGACUGUGGAGUUAAAACUGAAAGAAGCCUAUUUUGAACCGAAGUUGAUUUAUCCAGGUCAAGAACACAUUGAAGUUACUCUAGGUGAAAGAAGAGUUAUUAAUUGCACAGUUUUGGCUGGCCACAAAAGUAAACAGGAUGUGAUGCUAACUUGGAAAUCUCAACAAUUUAAAAUACCUGCUUGUAAGCUUGAAGCACCAGUCUGUAAAGGGAAGAGGAGCGAAACAAUUAAAGACAAUAGAGUGUAUGUUGAAAUCCCACUGGAAUUUACCAAAGUUAAAGAAGAGCAUCUGAAUCACCAUUUUAAUUGUACUUUGCAUGGAUCAGGAAUCAUGUUGACAGGAUCUAUUUUUCUCCAGGAGAAAGGCAAAAGUGCUGCACCUCACUCUGUUGGAUUAUUAUUUUUUGCUAUUGUUGUGCUUUUCAUUUUGGCAUGCGUUUGUGCAUAUUUCAAAGUACAAAUUGCCCUUUGCUUCAGGGAUCUCACUGGAAGAGAUGAAACUCGUGGAGAUAACAAAGAAUAUGAUGCAUAUGUAUUGCUCCUUAAGAAUGAUGAUACCCUCCUUAAUACUCACGAAGAACAAAAAUUUGCUUUUAAAUCGUUGCCUGAAACUCUAGAAAAAACAUUUGGUUAUCGUUUAUGCAUAUUUGAACGUGAUGUUGCUCCAGGAGUGGCAUCUGCAGAGAGUAUUCUUUUAUACAUUAACAAAUGUCGAAGAUUAAUUAUAAUCCUCAGCAAAGAAUAUGUGGAUGAUCAUUUCAGCUCCACAUAUGAAUUGAUGACUGGGCUGCAUCAGGUAUUGGUUGAAGGAAAAAUAAAACCAAUACUAAUUCAAUUUAAGCCUAUAAACAACACUAAGUCACUCCCAGAGUCACUUCAGCUUGUUCUGAAAUCAAAAGGAACUGUAAAAUGGGAAGAAGGCAAAAAUUCAUAUUUCUGGAAGAAGCUACGAUAUUUGAUGCCAGUGAAAGGUCAUCAGGUUCACUCUGGAAAUCUAUAAUUGAUGGUGUCGAAAAUCAAAGUUCUACUUGUACAUGCUGCUAUUUUAUCCUUUGCACUUUUACAUCAAUCUGCAUUUGGAGGGAUUUGACCAAAAUACAUCUUUGGAGCAGUACAAGUAGCUGUACCAAAAUGGCAUUUAUUGAAAUGGUAGUAUAAAGUAAACAUCAGAUCAAGAUUACUUCAGUUAUUUAUACAUGCAUUUAUGUGAAUUAAAUUUAUCUAUUUUUGUAUCCAGAUGAGAAUCUCUGAAAGUUUGAUAAUGCUUAAUAAUGGAGAUUUAAAAAAAAAUGGUGGAUAUAUGCAAGAAGACUCAUGAUUAUGUUUCAGUUGAUAGUUAAAGAUUAGUUAUGCUGUGUGACAAGUUCCAUCUUAUUAUCACUGUAAGUUAGAGGACAACUAUCUCUACUAUGCAUAUGAGAUUCACACCGUACAGGAUUGAAUCACUACAAGCUGCAAUGAAGUUCAAUGUAAAGAGUGACAACAAACCCGAAAGUCUUAUUCUGUGAUGAAGUAUCUUUAUUAGAGCUGAGAGAUGAUAGUGACCUAAUGCUGGUACUACAUCCUUCAAUAGCUGCUCUCCUUGUACACUAGUAGAGAGAAAAGACGACCAGUCAGGGUCUGCAAAUUCCACUUUCCCGAGCAAUGGCAUUGCACCAUUGCUGAAUAUAUAUAUAGAAUUAAAUUCUCAGUCUCAUGAAGACUCACCAACCCUAGCAGACAUCAUCGUCAAUUCUGAAGAACUGCUGUCAGCAAUGCAUUGUUUGAGUUGACAAACCACUAAAGAUCCAAUGAUGUCUCAUGCUGAUUGACAGUUUACCUCUUCCAGUGUCUUUAGUCUUUUAAGACCAGAGUCUACCAGCUGCUGUCAUGUCUCCCCAGUUUUCUGUUAGUUCACCUGAUAAAGUUUCUGCUAUACACCCCUUCUCCUCAGUGCUUGCUAGGUAAUUCUGUUGAAUUUCUUUAUUUUCCUCUAAAUGCCUACAAGAAAAUUAAUCUCUAGGUAGUAUAUAGUUAUGUUACUAUGACCUUGAUAUGCACAAAUAUCAAUUUAUACUUUGUAUUCAGUAUUUAUAUAAAAGCUAAAUCUUUCUGCUGCA